AUGAUUUCUCCUCCCAUCUUAGCCUACUACGACGUGAAUGCACCGGUAACUUUAGGAAAAGACAUUCCAAUACCAGACAUCUUGAGUCGCGAUGUGAAGAACAACCCUACGGAUGAUGAAGAAGAAUUCGAGGUCCACAUUGUGCUACAGAUGUCGAAGAGAUCUGCCAACGAGCUGAGACAGCACGUCGAGACGGACUACGAAUUGCAGCAACUAAAAACGGUAGUUACAAUGGGCUGGCCUGAAAAUCGAGAUACUGUGGAUCCAGUGGUACGCAAAUACUGGUGCUUCAGAGAUGAGCUGUCGGUGUACGAAGGAUUGGUUUUCAAAGCACAUCAGGUAGUGGUACCUCGGUCGCUUCGUAAGAAGAUGUUAGUAGCAAUUCACAGUGGUCAUCCGGGAUUGCAUAGUGGCGUUAGAAGAGCGAAACAGGUGCUGUUCUGGAUAAACAUGGCUGCAGAUAUCCAAGAGAUGGUAGACUCGUGCGCCGUCUGUCAGAAGCACACUCGUAGUAACGUGAAGCACACCAUAGUAUCGAAGGAAGUUCCGUCGCUACCUUUCGAGAGAGUAGCAACCGAUCUAUUUUAUAUGAAAGGCAAGGAGUACAUCAUGAUGGUUGACAGCUACUCUGGGUUUUUCGAUUUCAAGGAAUUAUCGAAUACGUCGUCCCGAGCGGUAGUUGAGCAGCUCAAGGAAUGGUUUGCGGUUCAUGGUGUACCUAGAGUGCUUGAAUCAGACAACGGUCCACAGUAUUCGUCGGAGGAGUUCAAAAAGUUUGCCAGCGAGUGGUGUUUCGAUCAUUGCACAUCUAGUCCAAUGUUUCCAAGAGCCAACGGACUGGCUGAGCGAUUUGUGCAAACCGCGAAAGGUAUACUGAAAAAGUGUGGUGAGGACAAGUCCGAUGUAAAACUUGCCUUAUUACACGCACGUAACACACCACGGACGAGUGAAUUGGCAGCACCAAGUGAAAGGUUAAUGGGAAGACUUCUUCGAUCAAACUUACCAGUUACUGAAAAGAGAUUGGUUCCCAAAUUGGUUACCGGAGUCACUGAAGCACUAUUGGAAGAGAGAAAACAUCAAAAGCAGUACGCAGAUAAAGGAGCGGUGGAAUCAAAGGAAUACGACAAAGGUGAGUCAGUGUUACUUCAAUAUCACAGCGACAAAACCUGGCAACCAGCGAGGGUGGUGUCGUGUUCGGACGGAAUACGAUCGUAUAUUGUAUCAGAUGGAGAAAGAACGUUGAGAAGGAAUUCCCAUCAUCUACGUCCUGUAAAAGCCCUGGACAACGCAGAUCAUCAACAGAAUCAAGAUGCAGUACAACCAGCACCAGGAGAUGAAGAGGUUCAACGUGCUGUCAUGUCAGAGGCUAACCUCCGUGCUGAACCAUCUCCCAGCGCACCGCAGCCUAGAACGAGCCGCGUCGGCAGAGAAGGAUCAGCGCUAACCACGCCGAGCACGACCAACGUACAUCCGAGGGGAGAUAAAUUCGGGGUGCCCGUUGAGUGGUUGGAGUAG
Messenger RNA from Armigeres subalbatus, 1515 nucleotides. RefSeq lists its product as uncharacterized. The transcript has 3 exons. Gene Ontology annotation, molecular function: nucleic acid binding. Lineage: Eukaryota; Metazoa; Arthropoda; Insecta; Diptera; Culicidae. The coding region runs from base 1 to 1515 and encodes 504 amino acids. The record is from RefSeq and is a predicted model, not a curated record. Gene Ontology annotation, biological process: DNA integration.